Paramisgurnus dabryanus is the source of this 1152-nucleotide messenger RNA. The record is from RefSeq and is a predicted model, not a curated record. Lineage: Eukaryota; Metazoa; Chordata; Actinopteri; Cypriniformes; Cobitidae.
AUGCGCAAGAGGCAAGUUAUUAUUAAAGCGAUCGCGAAGACGUCUCAUUUCAAGAGGCGUAAGCCGUACAUGGAACGCCGAUUUUGGGUUAGACCAGGAAGAACCAGUGCCUGGUGGGACAUGUUUGUACAUGGAAUUGUUGCGCCUGACGAAUGGCGAGCAAACUUUCGGAUGUCCAGACCGGCCUUGAUCCAACUAAGCGAAAUACUUCGUCCGUUUGUGGAAGGACAAACUACAAGACUGAGAGCACCCGUGAAUGUACUAACAAAGGUAGCAUGCACCUUGUACUACCUGAGUGAUGAGGGAAGGCUCAGAAAAACCGCAAAUGCUUUUGGAUUGUCCAGAUCUGUUAUUUCGGUCAUCAUACGACAGGUGUGUAAGGCCAUUACCAUCGUUCUGGGUCCAGAUUACAUCAAGACGCCGAAAACAGAGACCGAAGUAAACGAACUUGUCGCUAGAUUCUACCAGACACACAAUAUGCCGCAGUGCUUGGGUGCAAUAGACUGCACACACAUCGAGGUCAAAAGACCUUUGUGUAAUUCGACUGAUUUUAUAAACAGGAAGGGAAAACAUUCUUUGAAUGUGCAAGCAUUGUGUGACCACAAGUACUGUUUUAUGGACGUUGUGGUAAGAUGGCCGGGCAGUGUUCAGGAUGCACGCAUAUUUGCUAAUUCACAGCUGAGUGAUGACCUUAAAGAUGGGACUAUUCCAUCCUGCCAUAAACAGCUGUUGGAGGAUGAGGACCCUGUUCCCGUUUUUAUCAUCGGUGAUCCAGCUUAUCCUCUUAUGCCAUAUCUAAUGAAAGAAUACCCCACUGGCGGCGUUACCCCACAAGAGCAGUACUACGGGCUAUCACUUUGCAGGGCGCGUAUGGUCAUUGAAUGCGCAUUUGGACGCUUGAAGGCACGGUUUGCUGCGUUAAGGAGACCUAUGGACAUAAACAUGAAGGACCUUCCAUAUGUUAUAUAUGCUUGCUUUGUGUUGCACAACUAUUGUGAAGCGCACAAUGAAACUGUACAUGAACAAUCUUUACAUGCUGCUCUCAUGUAUGAAAGGGACUUUCAGCCACCCGUCAGAGUGUCUACGAGAUCGGACAACGAAACCGAGGGUAAACGCGUGAGACGUGUACUGACAACAUUUCUAGACCCAUAA